GGCUUGCCGUCGCUCAAGGGAUGCUUUGUGUUUGUUAGCUUGGAUUAUUUUCUUUUUGUAUUUAAAUUACUUGUUAGUCGUUUCGGCCAAAUCUAAUUAAUUUCACCUCGCCUCAGAGUAAAAAUGCGAGACUAGCGAGCGGCAACAUGGCCAAUGACAGGUUACGGGCUCUGGAGGAUGUGGAGAAGGAGAUCGCUGUAGUUCUUCAGUGUGCAGGAACCAUAGUGCUGGAGUUGUCCAAGGAGAAGCAUAAUGCAAGUUUAUUAGAUCGGCAGCUCAACCAGUUUCAAACCUCUAUUAACAGGAUUGAGAGUGAGCUCAGCUCCCAGAUCCGCUAUCUCACACAGGUGGCGACCGGUCAGCCUCAUGAAGGGUCAACGUACUCGGCCCGAAAGGACUGCCAGAUGGCCCUGAACCGUGCGGAGUAUGCCCGUGUCAAACUGGGAGAGCUAAGACGAACCUGCGAGAUGAUGCUUGACCCACAGACAUGAUCCACCGGAUGUACUGUUUUAUUGGAAAUGUAGAAGUAUAACAUCUAGAUGUUAAAGACUUAACGGAGGCUUCAUAAGAAAUCUCACUUUAAGUACAUAUCUACCUACAGACCGUCAAAGGAAAACUUGUAUGAAUUUGUACUGCUAUGAGGUUAGAGGUUUUCUAGAUGAUGCUACAACCCCUCAAAUACUUACUUUUUUAAGUGACAUCUUACUGUUUUGUAACAAAUAAAAAAAUGUUUGUAGUGUAA
Clarias gariepinus (North African catfish) is the source of this 742-nucleotide messenger RNA. It is a transcript of the gene med11, whose product is annotated as mediator complex subunit 11. Bases 147 to 491 code for a protein of 114 amino acids. The transcript is spliced from 4 exons. Gene Ontology annotation, molecular function: transcription coregulator activity. NCBI's taxonomy places the organism in Eukaryota, Metazoa, Chordata, Actinopteri, Siluriformes, Clariidae. Gene Ontology annotation, cellular component: mediator complex. Gene Ontology annotation, biological process: regulation of transcription by RNA polymerase II. The record is from RefSeq and is a predicted model, not a curated record.